Messenger RNA from Microtus ochrogaster (prairie vole), 4382 nucleotides. It is a transcript of the gene Rhobtb1, whose product is annotated as Rho related BTB domain containing 1. The record is from RefSeq and is a predicted model, not a curated record. Lineage: Eukaryota; Metazoa; Chordata; Mammalia; Rodentia; Cricetidae. Gene Ontology annotation, molecular function: protein binding; GTP binding; GTPase activity. Gene Ontology annotation, biological process: small GTPase-mediated signal transduction.
CCUCCUGCAGGGACCCCUCAAGCCUGGUGGAGGGGAAGGUGACCAGGAGGGGGAGAGCCAGCCCGCACGUGCAGCGCCCAGGGGAGGAGGCUGGGCCAGCGCAGCGCUUAGUCAGCAGCUGGGCUCGGUUUUGAAACAAAAGCCAAUGUCCUCCCUCGGAGUCUGCAGCCGGUCAGUUCCUAGGGGGAAGAAAGCUAUGCUGCCCAGCCGGUGAGUCCAGCUGCGUGCAGGGACUUCCGUUCUUCACCUCCAGCGAGCCAGAGCUUUCUAAAUGGACACUGACAUGGACUACGAAAGACCCAACGUCGAAACCAUUAAGUGCGUGGUCGUGGGCGACAACGCGGUGGGGAAGACUCGCCUGAUCUGCGCCCGGGCGUGCAACACCACGCUGACCCAGUACCAGCUGCUGGCCACCCACGUGCCCACCGUGUGGGCCAUUGACCAGUAUCGUGUCUGCCAGGAGGUCCUGGAGCGAUCCAGGGAUGUCGUCGACGAAGUGAGCAUUUCUCUCCGGCUUUGGGACACUUUCGGAGAUCAUCACAAAGACAGGCGUUUCGCAUACGGCAGGUCUGAUGUUGUGGUCCUCUGCUUUUCAAUCGCGAACCCCAACUCCCUCAAUCAUGUGAAAACCAUGUGGUAUCAAGAAAUCAAGCACUUUUGCCCUCGAACGCCUGUCGUCCUGGUCGGCUGCCAGCUUGACCUCCGCUAUGCCGACCUGGAAGCUGUCAACAGGGCCAGACGCCCCUUAGCAAGGCCCAUAAAGAGAGGUGACAUUUUACCCCCAGAGAAAGGCCGAGAGGUGGCGAAGGAACUCGGCAUCCCUUACUACGAGACCAGCGUAUUUGACCAGUUUGGCAUCAAGGACGUGUUCGACAACGCCAUCCGCGCAGCCCUCAUCUCCCGCCGGCACCUGCAGUUCUGGAAAUCCCACUUGAAAAAAGUCCAGAAGCCUCUGCUUCAGGCGCCCUUCCUACCUCCGAAAGCCCCUCCCCCGGUCAUCAAGGUCCCUGAGUGCCCGUCCACGGGGACCAGCGAUGCCGCCUGUUUACUGGACAACCCUCUGUGCGCCGACGUCCUCUUCCUUCUCCAGGGUCAGGAGCACAUCUUCGCGCACCGCAUUUACCUCGCUACCUCUUCUUCCAAAUUCUACGACCUUUUUGUAAUGGAGUGUGAGGAAUCCCCUGGCUGGGGUGGAGGAGCUGGAGAAGAGGUGCCAUGCAGGGAUUGUCAGGGGCGGGUGCAAAGCAUUAGCCCAGCCGAGGAAGGGGGAAAAAGUCCCCAGAGGAUCCCUCAGGCUGGCCCAGGGGCCUCUUCAGGCCAGGUCCUGUUGGAGAGUCUGACUUUGCAGACGGAAGCCUCGGGUUCUGAGGCACAGGCCCUGUCCGGCUGGAGCAAGGGGUUUGUCAGCAUGCACAGGGAGAUGCGGGUCAACCCCGUUUCGAAGCGGGUAGGCCCAGUGACCGUGGUCAGGCUGGACUCAUCGAUGCAGUCCAGCCCUUUCCGGACCCUGCUGCGAUUCCUCUACACGGGGCAGCUGGAUGAGAAGGAGAAAGAUUUGCUGGGACUGGCUCAGAUGGCCGAGAUCCUGGAGAUGUUCGACCUGAGGAUGAUGGUGGAGAAUAUCGUGAACAAGGAAGCCUUUAUGAACCAGGAGAUCACGAAAGCCUUCCACGUCAGGAAAGCCAACCGGAUCAAAGAGUGUCUCAGCAAGGGCACGUUCUCAGAUGUGACAUUUACCUUGGAUGAUGGAGCCAUCCGUGCCCACAAGCCACUAUUGAUCUGUAGCUGCGAGUGGAUGGCCGCCAUGUUCGGGGGGUCCUUUGUGGAAAGCGCCAACAGUGAGGUGCAUCUCCCCAGUAUAAACAAGACGUCAAUGCAGGCGGUGUUGGAAUACCUCUACACCAAGCAGUUGUCGCCCAACUUGGACCUGGACCCCCUGGAGUUAAUUGCCUUGGCAAACAGAUUUUGCCUGCCACACUUGGUUGCACUCGUAGAGCAGCACGCCGUCCAGGAGCUCACAAAGGCCGCCAUGAGUGGAGUGGGCAUCGAUGGUGAAGUGCUCUCUUACUUGGAAUUGGCGCAGUUUCACAAUGCCAACCAGCUAGCCGCCUGGUGUUUACACCACAUCUGCACCAACUACAACAGUGUCUGCUCCAAGUUCCGCAAGGAAAUCAAAUCUAAGUCGGCAGACAACCAGGCGUACUUUGAGAGGCACCGCUGGCCCCCCGUGUGGUACCUGAAGGAGGAAGACCACUACCAGCGUGUGAAGAGGGAGCGGGAGAAAGAGGACCUGGCGCUGAAGAAGCACUAUUCGAGGAGAAAGUGGUUUUUCUGGCACUCAUCCCCAGCUGUGGCCUGAAGGGGAUCAAGGGGAUCGCCAUCCACUCUGACCACCCCUGCCAUUGACAGCUCUACUGUAAAAACCAGUCUCCUCAGCCGUUUGCGCAGUUAGGGUUUCGGGCACUGGCUUUUCCACUUGCGUGCGUUUCUCUCCAUCAGGAUCAAAGCACAAGCUCGCCAUCCACGAGCCUGGACAUAAAAGGAAGUUGAGUAACUCACCGCAUUCCUUCGGCCCAUACCUGUCUUUUUAUAUUUUGGGUUUUUUUUUUUUUUUGUUAGGAAGCUCAAUACUCUUUAGUCCGUUCAUUAUUUGUUCCUUUUUAUACAUACCAAGACAAGCAAAUCCAGCUUUCAUGCUCCAGAUUCCGAUUGGAAAGUAUUUUUAUAUGGUCUCUUGUAUUUAGUUAAAAUGACAAUACUGUGUAUUACUUCACUUCAGAGGCCACACGUUGACCACGAAGUUGCCCCGUGAUUCUCUCGCCCCCGCAUGACCACAGUCGAGCAUUGCUCAUAAUUACAGACUUAUCCUUUUGUUGUGAGGUAAAGGGUUGGGCUGAGAUCACCCCCCCCCCACCGAAGUACAAGCUGGAAGUGCUUAAUCUUUGUGCUGAUGAACAACACUGGUAUAAUUACCUACUUACAAGAUUUUUUCUAUUUAAGUGCUAGUAAUUACAUGGUUAUCUGUGCCAUAUAAACGACGGUGAGGGCAAAUAUCUUAUUGUUUAAGUUGUCUAGAUUCAAGAGGAUAAUCCUCAUAAUCACCAGAAGGGCUUAUUAAAUCCCAGUACUAUCAGGGGCAAGACCAGCUGGCGGACCUGGGUACCUACGACAGAGUUCAAGUGCCACUACCGUUGGAUGCCUGUGUCAGAGUCGGUGGCUCUCGGUGUUCUGGUAUCUUAAUGCGCUUCUCCUGGCACACUAAGUUCCGUAACCUGAACAGAGACGAGCAAAGGAGGAAAAGCUCGUCCCACUGUCUACAGGUCUGUCACCUUGGCCCUCGCACCCGCGGCCAACUUCACUUUGUAAGACAUAUUUUUUUUUUUAACUCUUCCCAGGGAAAAUUCAGGUUACCACUAAAGUAGGCCAAGGCAGACCACCUGCUUCUACAGCAGUACCACGGAGCCUAUGAAAGCCCAGCGCUGGAGGCCGGGUCUUGCUUUCUCCAGCAGAGAAAGGAGCCAAAUCCCAAGAGCCUAGGAAAUGGUGCUAUCGUGUGGUAGUUCUGACCCCGUGUCCUUUGGGAAGUUCAGUGUUAGAACCGAACGUGGAGAGCAGGGGAGCUCUCAAGAGGCAUCAAUAUCAUUGCCCCUUGGCAGAUUAAAAUGUUACAGUACACACACACACACACACACACACACACACACCAUUAGAGAGUCAUAGCACCUCACCUACCACGGGAUAUUGUGUGCUGGACACUGGGGCUCAUCCUGUUGGGAGGUCACCUUACUGACACUAAGGGCUAUUGAUUUUUUUGUUUGUUUUUGUUUUCUAGGUUUUUUUUUCUAAAGAUGGAAAGGAGACAAUUGAGUCCAAACUCCAAAUGCCAUAUGCAUUUGAAAAAUCUGUGUAGACCACAGGCAGAUGAUUGUUUCUGGCACGGCCAUGUACCAGAUUCAAGAGCUUAGAAAGGCCUGGGAAUGCACCACCCUCUCGUGGCAGAGAGGGAGCAGGGGAAGAGGGAGUCUGAUCAAGCCUUCCCCCUUAACUUUGUUAAUAGGGAACAUAGCUAAUGGAAGGAAAGGGUAUAUAGAAAGAGAGGCUGUAUGUCAAGACUCGGGGAGAAAUGGCAUAUGGCCACCUUAAAAAUCCCAGAGGUUGUUUUCAGUGAGUAGUCCUAGUCAGAUUUAACAACCAAAGCUCCAUCUGAUUGUACUCUUGCCAAAACCUAACAGACACAUCCAUGAACAUGGGGCGUAAGCAAUAAUAUCCACUCGUGUUCUUCACAGCUGCUGGAACCAAGUGGCUGGUUCAUUUGGUUGGCACUGAUUAGCCUUUAACCAUGGCGGUUUGUUUCAUGUUUUUUAUUUCACAAAAAAAAAAAA